AUGUGCACCAUGGACAUUUACACAUACGUUUACCCUGACGGGCAUAAGAAGACGUCUCUCCCGUACGGCCAUUCUGCAGCACCGGCAUUUUCCGGGCCAUCUAGCUACCUUUCGCCGUAUGUCGAUCAAUGCCCCCCCUCUCCUACCUACACUCCGCGGACAUCGACCCCAGGCCACCGUUCUGGAGACGAUUCGGAUCGGUCAUACCGCGGCUCAACAGGCGGCAGACACAGAAGGUGGUCAGGAGUCUACGUCAACGGACAAAAGGUCGAUUCAAACCACCACAGUCGAGACAGAAGAGAACGCAUCCUGCUCGUGGAUCACCCGCCUACCCCUCCGCAAACACCUCCCCAAGCUUUUGCAUUCCCCCACGCUGCCCCAUCAUCACCCAGCUUUGCCAAUACCUCGCCUUUGGUCGUCGACGCAACACACCGCGGCCCCGCCUCUCGUCGGCCAGUAAUUGUGGACGAACGCUUGUCUCGCGGUGAUGGAAACCGCUCCCACAUCCGUAUCGAGGUCAUUGAUGGCGAUCGAAGCAAGGACAAGCACGCCCGUCAGUCCAAGCUGACGAAAAUCGCCAAGGCCAAUGCGGAGAUUGCAAAUCGCCAGCCCGUGCCCCUCAAACGCACAGGCGCAGAGUACGGGGACACGGAGCGAGAGGAGGAGCAGCUUUUCCGGACCAUUCGCCAGCUGAAUAUCGAGGAGCGUCGAAUAUCAGACAUGGCCCGUGUUUCGACAAGGCUCGAGGAGCUGGAGGCUCAGCAGUACCAACUGAGGCAGCGUAUGCGCCGGAACCGGGUGCAAUACGACGAUGGGGUUUACAGACGGGGGUGA
This is a messenger RNA of Ustilaginoidea virens, 834 nucleotides long. RefSeq lists its product as uncharacterized. The record is from RefSeq and is a predicted model, not a curated record. The transcript is spliced from 2 exons. NCBI's taxonomy places the organism in Eukaryota, Fungi, Ascomycota, Sordariomycetes, Hypocreales, Clavicipitaceae. Bases 1 to 834 code for a protein of 277 amino acids.